Notodromas monacha is the source of this 489-nucleotide messenger RNA. The record is from the annotation of a GenBank genome assembly. NCBI's taxonomy places the organism in Eukaryota, Metazoa, Arthropoda, Ostracoda, Podocopida, Cyprididae.
AUGGCUGGGCUCGAUGAAGGACUGAUGGAUGUGGCUGCUGGUUCGUCUUCUUCGGAUCUUCUUGGUGAUGUUCCUGACGAAGAUGUUAAUCUGUUAUUAGGUGAGCUGUCCAUCUCUGAACGUCAGGAGCAACCAAAACUAGAGGAACGGACCAUCAAGUUUCCUUUGUUGGCCUUGGAUCUUGUAAAAACUUUGGAGACUGCUGAUCUAAGGACUUGGAAACGCCUAGUGGAAUUGUGUAGUGUCGUGAAAAUUUUAUUUUUAACUCAUUAUGAUACAUCUUUAGUGGAUUUGGGGCCAAGUGAACAAGUGGAGAGAAUUCCUUGUGUUCCUGCCGUUAUUGAUGAGAUGGCUGGUGUUCCGAAAAAUCAACCCGGGGCAAUCGCUGGUCUUGUGCUGGUCUAUGUCCGGCUGGUCCGUGGUCUGUGGGGAUGGAUUGAUGUCAUCUACCAACCUAUGGAAUCGAGUUUAUUUGGAUCUGAAGCUUGA